AGAACUCCUAAGUUUAUAUCAACCUCAACUUCUAGAGUAUGGAGAAUUCAAAAGGCAAAGAGUGGAAUUCCACAAAGAAGUUGGGGGAAGAAAAUGUUACUUUCCAAUUCAAAACCGUGUCCAUAGAGGAACAGAGAACUUCUGGUGAAAGUAUAUCAACUAUGAAAAGAAUAACCUCAACAAAGGCGACCAAACGAAAAAGAAGUAUGAAAGAGGACAAAACUUCUUGCAAAACCGAGAAAGCACAAGACAAUGAUAGAGUAAAACCUGAACGGAAGAAGAUACCAAUUCCUCCACUGCUGAAAAUCCCACCCAUCAAUCUGCUUCACCGGGACAUUGUGCGGGCCUGGGGUCGGGAACUAAAGCUGAGCACCAAGGGCCAGAAAUUAGAAGUUUAUAAGAGAAUCUGUGAAUAUGCAUAUCCAAAUCAAAAGGAUAUUCCCAACACUGCAAAGGAGGCCAGGAUCCUGAAGAAAUCAGAGCUAAAAGCAGUGCUAAGCAGUGGGAAAAUAACUCCGGAAAGUUCUAAGGAAACUAAUCCUCCUAAAGUAAAUGCUUCUCCUGAGGACAGUGUGCCGGCACCUAUCCUCCAAGAAUCAACUCUCGAGACAGUUGACACGGUGGUAGUGACAACAUCUGCCCCAGAUGCUGUGUUUGCCUCCUGGACCAGAAUAACAGCCAUGGCUGGAAGGAUGGAGGAAAUACAAGAAGUACAGUCACCACCAGAGUCAAGUGAUGUUAGGUGGUGUGUUAUUCAUGGAAGAAGUCUCCCUGCAGACAGAGAAGGCUGGGUCCGCCUUCAGUUUCAUGGGGGACAAGCCUGGGUACCUGAGAAACAAGGGCAAGUGUGUGCCCUGUUCCUGCUCCCCUCCUGCAAUUUUACACCCCCACACCUGGAGGACAAUAUGUUGUGCCCCAAAUGUGUCCAAAG
Messenger RNA from Talpa occidentalis (Iberian mole), 931 nucleotides. Its product is annotated as developmental pluripotency-associated protein 4-like. Gene Ontology annotation, biological process: system development. Gene Ontology annotation, molecular function: chromatin binding. NCBI's taxonomy places the organism in Eukaryota, Metazoa, Chordata, Mammalia, Eulipotyphla, Talpidae. The record is from RefSeq and is a predicted model, not a curated record. Gene Ontology annotation, cellular component: nucleus.